This is a messenger RNA of Adineta ricciae, 480 nucleotides long. Lineage: Eukaryota; Metazoa; Rotifera; Eurotatoria; Adinetida; Adinetidae. The record is from the annotation of a GenBank genome assembly.
AUGUGGAUCAGUGGCUGGCCCGGCCAAUGUCGAAGAAUGGACGACGGGCAGACAUUCGAAACGAUAAAACGCUUGACCUUCAAUUGUGCUGUUGGUAGAAAUUCAUAUUCAACAGGUAAUCAUCGGAUUCGAAUAAAACUGCAUUAUGGAUCUGCAUUUGUUGGAAUUCGCUCACGCCAUAUACAGGUUGAACCCAACCUAAACAAAAUGUACUGCGGAACGCCUUCUACAUACGGAUGGUACACACAUGGUAGACGCUUUGUCGACGGACAGUGGGAUGGUGAAAGAAUACACAUAUCAAAUGCGGAUGGGGCUGUGAUUGAAUUAACAUUGCAUUGCAAUGAGCACCGACUGAGCAUCGUAAUAUGUAAAGAUAGUAGUGAGCGAGACGAAAUAGAAGUAAAUGAUCUUCACUGUCCUUUUCCGUGGUGUCUAUUUGUUCAAAUUAAUCGCAUUGGAGCCCGUCUAUCACUCGUAUAA